Molecule: messenger RNA, 751 nt
Organism: Bradysia coprophila
Lineage: Eukaryota; Metazoa; Arthropoda; Insecta; Diptera; Sciaridae
Source: RefSeq, a predicted model, not a curated record
AAUUUAUUGAACUUCAGUGCGUUGACUCACACAUUCAACAUAACGACAGCGAGAAGGAAACAUUCAAAACUAACCAAUUACAUAUUUUAAUCGUGUUAGCAUUGAUUUCAGAACGAAAUUGGCUUCUGCAUCAAAAUAAUUAAACCUUGCGAUUAAAUCACGAAAAAGAAUUGUUCAAAUGAAUAAAAACAGAGACGAUUCAAAUAUUUCUUCGAAAACCUCAGCUGGGUCUUCAGUUGGUGGCGUGAAGCAUGUUGCAACCAAAAGCGAGAACGCAUUACACGAGAACAACACUGACCGGUCUGUAAUUGGAGACGCAAACUUUUUAAAGGGAAGACGUAUUGCUGAUCCUGUAUACAUGAUCAGAGAAAUCCAAAAACUUGAUGCGCACUCCAAGCCCUCUGGUCGAUGUGAUUUUAAUAACAUGAAGUGCUAUAAGGAAAUACGACGAGGAUUGGCCAGCCAUUUUUUCUUUAAGUGCGAUGUAUGUGGCUAUGAAAAAGCUGUACCAUCAAAUCCACCUGGUAAGCAGAACAUAAAUACGGCAGCUGUUGCCGCAACCAACAAGAUCGGAAUUGGAUUUCAGGAAGCUGAAACACUUUUCUCUCAUCUUGAAGUUCCGUACCUCAGUGCUUCUGAAUACGCUAAACAACAAGAAAAAUUGAAACGAAAAGAAAACGGGAAGUGACAGUUUCUUCGAAUUUGAAAUUAUAUUUUUUGGUCACGUGGUUCCUAUGCUUUGUAAAUCCCU